Messenger RNA from Spinacia oleracea (spinach), 1385 nucleotides. Its product is annotated as serine/arginine-rich splicing factor RS2Z32. The record is from RefSeq and is a predicted model, not a curated record. NCBI's taxonomy places the organism in Eukaryota, Viridiplantae, Streptophyta, Magnoliopsida, Caryophyllales, Amaranthaceae. The transcript is spliced from 6 exons. Gene Ontology annotation, molecular function: zinc ion binding; RNA binding. Bases 399 to 1247 code for a protein of 282 amino acids.
CCGAGGUGACCGGGGUGACCGGGGUGACCGUGACCGAGGUGAUCGUGACCGUCACGGUAGUGGUACUCGUCUCUAUGUUGGCCGCUUAUCUUCGCGUACCAGGACUCAUGACUUGGAUGAUCUUUUCAGCAGAUAUGGAAGGUUUCUAGGCUUUUGCCUAGCCUUGGAGGUCUAUGGUGGGAUGGUUGCCCUUGAUGGAAUUGGUGGCUAUUCUUGCAAUGUAUAGGGGACUUUGGCGAUUCUUUCUAUAAUUUAAUGCGUGUUUUUAUGGAAUUGGCAACAUUCUCAAAGUGGUGUUUAGUUGAUCUGUGAAGGGCGAGGUAUCAACCCUUCGGUAGUUUUGUCCUGAUGGCCUUACUGUUUAUGGAAACCGUUUACGCAGAGUACGUGACGUGGAUAUGAAGCGCGAUUAUGCCUUUGUUGAGUAUAGUGAUCCUCGUGAUGCUGAAGAUGCAAGAUAUAGCUUAAAUGGGCGAGAUGUGGAUGGUACUAGAAUCAUCGUUGAGUUCGCAAAAGGGGGACCACGAGGUCCAGGUGGUUCACGUGAGUCACGGGAGUCACGUGACUUCGGAGGGAGGGGACCAACCCCUGGAUCCGGGAGAUGCUUUAAUUGUGGAAUUGAUGGGCACUGGGCUCGAGAUUGCAAAGCAGGUGACUGGAAGAACAAGUGUUACCGUUGUGGAGAGCGAGGCCAUAUAGAAAGGAAUUGUCAAAACAGCCCCAAAAAACUAAGCAGACGUGGCCGGAGCUACUCACGGUCACCGUCACCGCGCCGGCGUUCAGCAUCUCCUCGCCGAGGAAGAAGUCGUAGCCGUAGUUUUAGUAGGAGCAGGAGCUACAGUCAGUCUAGGUCUCCACCAAAAAAAGAGAGAGAAGUCGAGCGCACGGACAAGUCAAUGAGCCCUCGUCCAAGCAGGAGCCCUAAGCGACAGAAAGGGUCACCUGUGACAUCAAGGGGCAGGAAACGUUCUCCAACACCUGAUGAGAGGAGUCCAGAAGGCAGAGGUAGAUCCUCAGAGAGACGAGCAAAUGGAUCUGAUUAUGGUGGUAGCCCAAGGUCAAGGAGUAGAAGCCCCAUCAAAGAAGACAGCCCGAGGAAUGGAGAUGCUCGAAGUCGAAGUCGAAGCCCCUUUGAAGAGAACGGACGAGAUCAUAGUGUCAGCCCAGUUGCUAGAAAUGACCAGAAUGGUAGGGAGGAUGAUAACGACAACGGCGACUAUGAAGCUUCUCCUAGAGGUAGUGAAUGAUUGGAAACACUAGUUUCUUUUUUAAACCUUGUGUUGACAACUUGAGCUGUGUUAAACUGCAAGAAUGUCACUUUUCCCCUUUAAUUUUGAAACUCUGCUGUGUUAUUUACAUAAUAGUAAUUUUCUGUAUUUUCUCAA